Diabrotica virgifera virgifera (western corn rootworm) is the source of this 10622-nucleotide messenger RNA. Its product is annotated as vesicle transport protein GOT1B. Gene Ontology annotation, cellular component: membrane; endoplasmic reticulum. The transcript is spliced from 5 exons. The record is from RefSeq and is a predicted model, not a curated record. Gene Ontology annotation, biological process: retrograde transport, endosome to Golgi; endoplasmic reticulum to Golgi vesicle-mediated transport. Bases 108 to 530 code for a protein of 140 amino acids. Lineage: Eukaryota; Metazoa; Arthropoda; Insecta; Coleoptera; Chrysomelidae.
UAUUGAUGUGUCAUCAAUGGAAUUCAAAAACAUUUUAAACAAAUCAUUAUAAAAUUUUGCUAGGUUAUGUUCUUGUGCCAAGUCUAUCAUAAUAAAUAAAUUUAAAUAUGUUUGAAUUAACAGAUACACAAAAAAUCGGGGUUGGAUUGUCCACAUUUGGAAUAUUUUUUAUAUUUUUAGGUGUAUUACUUCUUUUGGAUAGGAGUUUAUUAGCAUUAGGAAAUAUUUUAUUUAUAUCAGGUUUGGUAGCUAUCAUAGGACGACAAAGAACAUUCCUAUUUUUCUUUCAACGGCACAAAGCUAAAAGGUCAAUUGCUUUUUUUGGAGGAAUUAUAUUAGUAUUAUUAAAAUGGCCCCUGGUGGGGAUGUUACUAGAAUUGUAUGGAUUCUUUUUGUUAUUCAGCGAUUUUUUCCCAAUUGCCAUAAACUUUUUAAGGAGGAUACCCAUCUUGGGAACUGUUUUAAAUUUUCCAGGAAUUAGUAUGUUGGUGGACAGGAUAACAGGAGACGCGAAUAGGACUAGAGUGUAAAGGCAUUGUUAUUUGUUUGUUUUUGUCAAUAAAAUUAAUACUAAAAUUAUUCCUUUAGAGCUGACAAUCAAUGAGGAUGUGCCACUUGUAAUAUGUGAAUAAAUAUAGUAAAAUGAAAUCACACAAUCUAGUGGUGAAUAGCGCCUCCAAUAAUUGUGUAUAAUAAUAUGAUCUAGCAGUAUGAGAAAUUACAAAUAUAUAAUUUGUAGUUUUCGAUUUACUAAUUGUAUAUUGGAGAAUAUUUUUUACUUAUCAAAUUCUUGAUUAAUUUGAUUCAUAUAUAAACAGUUUGAAAUAGACAGGCAACAAUAUUUCUUUUAUUUAUUAUUAGAAGCAUUAUUCGUAAUUAAUAUAGAGUCAGGUAUGUUUGUGACGACAAAUCUUCAAACCGUUUCUCAGAUUUGUCGUUAUUCUUUUGCAUAAAUAGAUAUUUCUGAAGGAAUAUUGGGUGAACUUUAAAUUAUUUAGGCAAUGUAUAGUCAUAUCGUGAUGACGUCAUCCAUUUUUAAAUGAAAACAUAUUUUUCCUGUCAAAAUUAAAUAGACAAUGAAUUUCUAUGAACAGCAAUAUGUAUCACUAUUGCCAUAAAGUUACUUUCCAUAUGAUAUCAAAUUCAAAUAUACUACUAAACUAUUUGAAAUUUUACCGAUAAGCAAGUAAUAUAAACAUUAUAUUAAGUAUAUAGUUCACUAGCUCACAUCACAAUCAAGUCUUGUUCAAUUGAAACCCAUCUUUGCCCCAGAAAAAAAAUAUUGGUAAAUAUCCCAGGCAACCAAACGACGUUUUUAUAACGUAGAUAACACGUCAUAAAAAUGACCAACUGACGUGUUUCUAUGACACAGUACUGAUGUUGAAAAUCACGUGUAUUUUUGACGUCGAGAUUGUGACGAUUUUCAAACGUCAAAAAGAUGACGACUUUUACACGUCGCCGUCGGUAAAAUCAAGUCUUUAAAAAUACUUUCAAAAAGUGACCUCUUUCAGAUGUUUCAAAAUAGUAUAAAAAUAGGUAACAUUAAAAUGUAGGCUAAAAAUUAAUUUAAUUAAACUCAAUAACACAUAAUUAGUUCAUUAACAGAAAAUAUACAUCAAAAACAAAUAAACAUAACCUCAAAUAGUUAACAUGAAGAAUUACUGCAUUAAAAUAACUCACUGAGCAAAAACGCAUAAAAAUCUCUCAAUUAACAAGUUUCUUCAACUAAAUAUCUAAAUGAAAAGUCUUAUUUUAUCACACAAGACACAAACCACGUAAACAAUAAAUGAGAAAUUUCUUAUGAACAACGUUAUAAACGAAAUUGUUUGGAGUUUGGAGUUAAUACAAACAAGCUUUUUAAGCUCCUCCCAAUUUUGUGACGUCAGACUUGGCUGUCUGAAGUGAAAACAUUUUUUUAAACGUAAUUGUAACGUCAUUAAUUUUACGUAUUUAAAAUCACCUACAGAAGACGUCUAUAUGACGUAAUGUUCAAACACGUGUAUAAAUUCAACCAAAGCUGACGUUUCCUCGACGUUAUAUGACGUCACUUGGUUGCCUGGGAUAUCUACAGCUUCCGGAGUGAACCAUGGCCGAUGACAGACGCUGUCGUCAUAGUGCAGAAGAAUGACACCAUGUGAGCGAUUAUCUUGAAGUUUUCGUCUUAUUGCUUGAUGACAAGAUAAUAUAAAGUAAUAAUGAUACCUAGAUUAGAUUGGUCGCCAGAAAUUAUUAACGAAAGAAAGUCAUUACCGUUUUGAUUUUACGUGUAUUCUGUGAGAUGUUGCAAAGAUAAUCUUAUACGCAAGCUUUUUUGGUUCUCUAACCGAAAAACGAGAAACUCAUUACGAAGAAACUUUGUUGUAAUUCAGUUUGUGAACAAUACUAUGAACAGAUCCUAUACUCACGCCAAUAUUUUCUGAAAUUGCUCAAAUUGAAAUUUGACGUCAAAAGUUAAAAAUUUGAUCAAGUCUUCCAUACAGGCCACGUUCCUGUCGAUGAAUAACUCAAUGCACCUAUUCACGGCUUAUCAUUCAUCACCUGUCUUCCACCCUUAAAUUUUCGACACUAUCGACCAACCUUGACAGUUGAAUACGCAAACCAUACGUUUGCAUACACUACUUGCAUUCUCGUCUGAACUUGCAAUGGUUGCAAACCUUCAGCAUAAGCAAAUUGAAUGACUGCACGCUGAUUAUAAUAUACAUAUUAUGUUAACAACAUACGUCAUUUUUAAGUCACAUUACUUAAAAUCACAAUCAAAUACAAAUGACAGGGAACUGGUCAGUGUGACGUUUACAAACAUAACUAACAUUGCAGAACAAUUGCUGAUCAAAGAUGUGAUUCAAUUGAAUUGGCGAUGUUAAGUCACAAUGACGACCUCUCGUAGAUUUCGGCGGAACUAAAAUUGAGGCGUUUUUUAUUGCCCUGCUAUAAUGGGGGUUUUAAUGUCAAAUCGUUGUUAAAAUCGUUGUCAGUAUUUCCAAAAAUCAAUAUAAUUACCUAAUAAAUUUUAAUACAAAAGAUUUAAUUAAAAGCUUACAAACCUUUUAUCAAGUGUUCUUAUUUGCAUGUUGUGUUGCAGAAUAUUUGGAGUAAAUUUAGGACGAACACGCUCUUUUUUAUUCUACUGAUGCUGGUAAUACCUAAUACAUACUGCAAGGGAUAGGGAAAAAUGGUCAAACGUGAUCGCGAACAUCCAUUAGUGCAGGGGUUCCCAACUGGUGGUACGCGUACCACUGGUGGUACGCGAGAAGGUUUCAGGUGGUACGCGUCGCGUGGGUGAAGCAAGCAAUUACGAUGGGCUUUUGUCUACGGAAGUGCCAGUGCGUCUCUUCAUCCCAGCACAAGUUUUCGCCCGUUUCUUCAAACUGAGGUCAGAAGUUUUAAUGCUUUUAACUGAAAAAAAUAAUGAUAGACUCAACAAGCUGAACAUGGGGCUUCAGAGAGCAAACACAGCACACUUCGCAGUUCACAGCCAAUGAGAAAGUUUCAUUUAUGUUCUCAAAUACAGGACAAGGAUGCCUCUUUCCGACGCUGUCAUAAUUUUUUGACAAAAACGAAAUAUAUCCAAUACCGAUGUGGUUGCUAAUAUAAUUCUUCAUUUGGAAUCUAUAUUCAAGAAUGUUUUAAUAAAUAUUUCUCUGAAGUUUAUUCCAAACUUGACUGAAUCAGAAAUCAUUUUGCAGGAACACUACCAAAUGAGAAUUACACGUUUUACAGGAAAUAUUCAUCUAUUUCACAGAAGACAGUUUUAAAGAGAAAUCCUUAAUUGACUUCUGGAUAAAAUAUACGGGACCGGAUAGCUCAGGCGGUAGAUGUCUGACUUCCAAGCAGGUAGUCCGGGGGCGAAAACAUCUAGACAUAUUUAAAAAUGUCUAUAGGCCCCAGAUCGACUCAGCCUGAAUAAAAUGAGUACUUUGGGUAAACACCAGGGGUGAUAAUAUACUCUGGGCUAAUUAGCAAAAUUCAUGGAAAAGUUAUUUACCAGCAAUUUUAUUGCUGGAAUCGAAUUAUAAGAUCCUAUAUAUUAAUAAUAUAGGUAUGCAAAGUCCGCAGAUAGUGUGCUACUUUUUUUAUAAACAAAAUGGCGCCGACAAAUCGUAUUUUUUUCAAUUAUUGCUCUAUAACUCCGAAGAUUUUAACUUUACAACAAAAACACCUUAAUAAAAAUUCACCGCAAUUAAAUUCUGCAUAGAGAUAUGUUUUUCACGAUUUGCUCCGACGAAAAUUUUCCUCGGAAAAUGCGGGUUUUCCUAACAAAAACUCUAAUUUUCAAAUAAAGUUUUAGGUAAGUAAUUAUUAAUCAAUAAUUAAAUAACUUAGUGACAUCAAAGCUUUCUUGGUAUAGAUUGUAAUUCCAGAAGCCGGUGAAAAUUAAACGAAUAUUUUAGCAACAAUUCAAUUGUUAAUUAACAAAUUACGAUCGCAAUAAUAACCAAAAUAAUCAUGAUACAUUGAUCAAACUUAUAAAGAUUAUAAAGAUGAGAUGCUUAUUUAAUAUUUUAUCGACAAAAUAUAAAUUUUUCUUUUUUUUUUGCAUAAUCUUUAAAUUUUGAAAAAAAAUAGUUAUAAUACGCUGGUCUAAUUAGUAAAGUACAAAGAAAGGUUAUUUACCAGCAAUUUUAUUGCUGGAAUCGAAUUAUAAGAUCCUAUAUAUUAUUAAUAUAGGUAUGCAAAGUCCGCAUAUAGUGUGCUACUUUUUUUAUAAAUAAAAUGGCGCCGACAAAUCGUAUUUUUUUCAAUUAUUGCUCUAUAACUCCUAAGAUUUUAACUUUACACAAAAAACACUCAAAUAAAAAUACACCCCAAUUUAAUUCUGCAUAGAGACAUGUUUUUCCCGAUUUGCUCCGACGAAAAUUUUCCUCGGAAAAUGUGGGUUUUCCCAACAAAAUAUCGAAUUUUCAAAUAAAUUUUUUGGGCCAGUAAUUAUUUAUCAAUAAUUAUAUAGCUUGGUGAAAUAAAAGCUUUCUUGUUAUAGAUUAUAAAUUCAGAAGCCGGUGAAAAUGAAACGAAUAUUUUAGCAACAAUUCAAUUGUAAAUUAACAAUUUACAGUCGCAAUAACAACCAAAAUAAUCAUGAGACAUUGAUCAAGCUUAGAAAGAAUAUAAAGGUGUGAUGCCUAUUUAAUAUUUUGUCGACAAGAUAUAAAUUUUUCAUUUUUUUUUGCAUAAUCUUUAAAUGUUUAAAAAAAAUUGUUAUAAACAAAUUAACAUUUCUCAGAAAUUGUUUAUUAUAUUCUAAUUUUAAAAAAUACUUAAAAUGCGUAUUUCAUAGGUCUUGAAAAUGAAUGCUUUAAAAAAUUUUUCCAACCAUUUGCAAAAAAGUUAUGAAACAGCAAAGUAAAUAUACGAAUUCUCCGUUGUUUAUAAUUUGUUUUAAUUGUUUUAAAGCUUAAAAGUGAGUCUAUGGUACAAUCUAAUUACUCACAAAGAAUGUCAAAAAUUAGUGCAAUGGUUAUAUUUUAAUCAAAGAUUAAAAAUACUUUUUUUUGUAAUUUUUAUCGCGAAAGUAGGCUUGAUACAGAGCCGGAGAUAAAAUGCUCACUCGAAGCGACUGACACGCUUAAACUCGCGCGAGUUGUGUAUGUGGGCGGGUGGCUACGGUACUGUAUUAUUCUACUUUCGCGCGUGUAAAUUACAAAAAAAAUAUAUUUAUAAUCUUUAAUUAAAAUAUAACCAUUAAACUGAUAAUCGAUAUUUUUUUAUAAAUAAUUAGCUUGUACUUUAAACUCACUUCUACGCUUUGAAAGAAUUAAAAAAAAUUAUAAAUACCGUAGUAAUCGUAUGUUUACUUUGCUGUUUCAUAACUUUUUUGCAAAUGGUUGCAAAAAAGUUUUAAGCCAUUCAUUUUCAAGAUAUUUGAAAUGCGCAUUUUAGCUAUUUCUUAAAAUUAUAAUAUAAUAAAAACUUUCUGAGAAACGUUAAUUUGUUUAUAACUAUUUUUUUUUAACAUUUAAAGAUUAUGCAAAAAAUAAAAAAUUUAUAUUUUGUCGACAAAAUGUUAAAUAGGCAUCUCAUCUUUAUAAGAUUUCAAAGUUUGAUCAGUGUAUCAUAAUUAUUUUGGUUAUUAUUGCGACUGUAAAUUAUUAAUUAACAAUUGAAUUGUUGCUAAAAUAUUCGUUUAAUUUUCACCAGCUUCUGGAACUAUAAUCUAAACCAAGAAGGCUUUUAAGUCACCAAAUUAUUUAAUUAUUGGUAAAUAAUUACUUAUCUAAACUUUAUUUGAAAGUUAAAGAUUUUGUUGGGAAAACCCGCAUUUUCCGAGGAAAAUUUUCGUCGGAGCAGAUCGGGAAAAACACGUCUCUAUGCAGAAUUUAAUCACGGUGAAUUUUUAUUUGGGUGUUUUUGUUGUAAAGUUAAAAUCUUCGGAGUUAUAGAGCAAUAAUUGAAAAAAACACGAUUUUCGGGCGCCAUUUUGUUUAUACAAAAAGUAGCACACUAUCUGAGGACUUUGCAUACCUAUAUUAUUAAUAAAUAGGAUCUUAUAAUUCGAUUCCAGCAAUAAAAUUGCUGGUAAAUAACUUUUCCCAAAAAUGGCCUAUUCUCCGAUAAUCAGCCCAGACUAAUAGGCGGUUGAAGAGUAGCACUGGCACCGUUACCUUUCUUGUAUACCGUAGGCCCUAGAGAUAGCAGACUACCCUGCUAUAAUCCCAAAGCCGCGUAGCAGUAUAAAACAGAAGACUACUAUUACAGUAGAAUCCCUCUAUAACGAGAACUGAAAUGACGGACUAAUUACCUUGUUAUAAGCGAAUCUUAUAUCAGACAACAAUAACAUUAUGCAUACCACAACUAAUGAAAUGUUUUGAUACCUCUUACGUCGUUUAUAAGGUGUCGAUGGUCAAGUUCAACAAUGAUACUUGGCCAUCGUACAUUGUAAAUUUAUUACAAUAUUCAAUAUCGGUCCAUAGAUAAACAGGAAGGAAGAAGUUUGUUACAGCACUGGCCUCGGUAAACAUACUAGUGAUGUAGCGAAUGUCAUUUUUUGAACAUUCGCGAAUACGAAUGCGAAUAUUUGGUACCGACAUUCGCGAAUGCGGAUGCGAAUGUCCAGUUUUUUAAUAAUUUGUUUGUAUUUUUGUAAUGUUUCCUAAAUUUAUAAUGAAAAGUUAAUUGGUAUUUAGUGUAAAUCAAUCUUAUUCUUAAUCUUUAUCACAUAAUACCAAAUAAUAAAAUAAAGUGAAAGCUGAUAAUGUGAUUAUUCUAGGUUAAGUUGCCUUUUCUUAAUAAAAAGAAGUUGAGAAGUGAAUAGAUUUUGAUUUUAUUAACCUAAUAUUAUCUUCAAAUGGUUUUUUUUCUGAUAUUCAUAUUCGCAAAACAAUCGCACAAACUUCGCGAAUGCGGAUGCGAAUGCGAAUAUUCGCGAAUGCGAAUACGAAUAUUCGUUACAUCACUAAAACAUACAGAUGUUGGGCAUUCCUGUAUACAGGUAGUUGGGAUAUUUAUUUAUAGCCAUCACCAUGCCAAAAACAGGUAAAAAAACAUAUUCUUCGAUUUCAUUUUUCCUCGUUAUAACCAAAUAUGCCUCGUUAUAGAGGUGUUAUAGUUCAAUAGAAAUGUUAUGAGACAUCUAGUGUACCUCGUUAUAAGCGAAACCUUGUAAUACCCGUGUUCGUUAUAAAGAGAGUCUACUGUAUUAUAAAUUAAAACAAGCCAAUGGACAUAUUUCUGAUAGCCAAUAUGUUUUCUAAAAAGAUAGGGGGAGCUUCCUUCCAUUCCAUACCCCCUCCCCCCAAACCGAUGUUUGGUGGUACGCCAAAAUCUUCAAAAUAAUUAGGUGGUAGGCAGUUACUAGAAGGUUGGGAACCCCUGCAUUAGUGGAUUGCAUAAGAAGAAGAUGCUGGUAGAUUAAUGGAUGGGACUACUAAAUUUUUCACUUAUUGAUUUUCGAAAAUACCGACAACGAUUUGACAGUAAAAACCCCAUUAUAGCAGUGCAAUAAAAAUAAAAAGGCCUCAAUUUUAAUUCCGCUGAAAUCCACGAGAGGUCGUCAUUGUGACUUAAUAUCUCCAAAAAGCGUAUAAUACUUUAAUUUUAUGUGUUGAAUAUAGGUAAGUCCACAAAUAUCUUGAAGAAGAUAAAUCAUCAUACAAACGAAAUCUGGCACCAUAAACUGUUGAACUUCAAAAUUUCAGCGACGUCGUUAUUUCUAAAGUACCUAAUCUUUAUUUUUGUUGCUUCUUCCGCUGAAAGAGUGUAGUAUAAUAUUCCAAUGACGCCCUAAUGAAAUUGAGGCGGCUAAACAUAGUAAAUAAUUAUUGUUUGCCGCUCAUAUUUUAUUCAUAAAAAUAGGGGACACAGUAUACCCGAUUAUCGUUUUGGAAAAUACCUAGAUAUUUUGUUUAGCAACAGGCUAUCUGCAGAAAUUAUGGGUUUAAGAUACUUAACUAAAUUUAGAAAAGAGAAGUUUGUUGAAUUAUUUUGUCAAAUUAUUCGUAUAUAUUUAUAAUGUUGAAUCUGUGAUAUGCAGCAAUACUUAUUUUGAUUUCUGAGUUAUUUCUGUAUUUCAAAAUUGUUGCAAUUAAAGACCUUUCUUCUAAUCCAGCCAUUGUGAGCUUUUUCUUUAUUAAAAAAAUUAAUAAAUAAAAAAAAUUUCUAUCCUUGUUGGAUCGAUAUUCACCUGAGGGAUCGCAGAUGUUCGGAUUCUAUGAGCGUCUCUUUGUAAAGGCAAUUAAGUCGACUUUACUAAAUAACAAGGCAUUUACUCAACACACACACUACAUAUUACUCCCCUGAGCUAGUGAUAAACUAACUUACCACAAAUAGUCUAUAUUUAUGUAAUUUACGUGGCUAACGGUUCCAAACCAAGGCCAGUCAAGACCAAAAAAAUGUGUCUUUUAAAUUAAGAAUAUAAUAAUUAUAUUAUUUAAAGGUUCAAGAAUUUAAAUUCUUUAUAAAAUACUUUUAGUAUGAUAAAAUUGAUCCAAAUAAUGGCAUAACCCAGACAUCCAAAGUGAAAGUUAUCCUCCAACACCAAAUUGUUCUAUAUGGUCCACAUAAUGUUCAGGAAAAAGUCACACCAUUUUGAGCGUCGGGUUUGGGGGGAGAGGGGGGAGAAAUCGGUAAAUUCGUAGUUUUUUACGUUUUUCGUCAAUAUUUCUAAAACUAUGCGGUUUAGCAUGAACCACCUUCUAUACAAAAAUGUUCUACAUUAAAUUUGAAAUAAAAAAGGUCCUGUGCAUAAUCCUUCUAAAAUGAACGGUUCCAAAGUUACGGAGGUAGUAUAGUGUAAUUGAUGCAAAAAAACAAAAAACGCCUAACCCAGACAUCCAAAGUAAAAGUUUUCAUCCAACACCAAAUUGUUCUAUAUGGUCCACAUAUUGUUCAGUAAAAAGUUACAUCAUUUUGAGCGUCCGGUUUGGGGGGGAAUGGGGGAAAAGUCGGUAAAUUAGUAGUUUCUUUACGUUUUUCGUCAAUAGUUCUAAAACUAUGCUUUAGCGUAAACAAUGUUCUAUACAAAAAUGUUCGACAUAUAAUUUAAAACAAAAAAGGUCCUAUACAUAAUUGUUAUAAAAUCAACGGUUCCAGAGUUACGGAGGGUGAAAAGUGGAGGUUUUCGAUACUUUUUAUAUUAAUUGGACAAUUGAUGAUGAUUUUGGGUGGUGAGGGUGACGUUUCUUCAAGGGCUUUCACUAACAUAUCCUCGGCCACUGAAAUAGCAAAUUUUAUUUACAAAAAAAUUUCUUUCAUCCGUAAUAAUAUUAAAUUGGCCAAAUAAUAUAAAAAGUAUCGAAAACGUCCACUUUUCACCCUCCGUAACUUUGGAACCGUUGAUUUUAUAACAAUUAUGUAUUGGGCCUUUUUUGUUGGGCAUAGUUUUAGAAAUAUUGACGAAAAACGUAAAAUAACUACUAAUCUACCGACUUCUCCCCCAUCUCCCCCCCAAACCGGACGCUCAAAUUGGUGUAACUUUUUACUGAACAAUAUGUGGACCAUAUAGAACAAUUUUGUGUUGGAGGAAAACUUUUACUUUGGAUGUCUGGGUUAUGCCUUUUUUUGGACCAAUUAUAAUAUACUAUCUCCGUAACUUUGGAACCGUUCAUUUUAGAAGGAUUAUGCAUAGGGCCUUUUUUAUUUCAAAUUUUAUGUAGAAUAUUUUUGUAUAGAAGGUUGUUCAAGCUAAACUGCAUAGUUUUAGAAAUAUUGACGAAAAACGUAAAAAGCUACUAAUAUACCGAUUUCUCUCCACUCUCCCCGCCCCCUCAAACCCAACGCUCAAAAUGGUGUGACUUUUUUGUGGACAUUAUGUGGACCAUAUAGAACAAUUUGGUAUUGGAGGAUAACUUUCACUUUGGAUGUCUGGGUUUGGGUCUAGUUAUACCAUACUAUUUUUAAUAUUAUAAUGUUUUUAAACAAUAAUAUUUUCACUAUUACAAUAAUUUAUAUUUUUGUGUCGUAUUGUAUUGUUUUACGAUGUUGUAUGGUCUGCUUAGUAUUUUGUAACAUUAUAUCACGGCUAAAUUGAUUGUCAGCUCAUAGUUCACUAUAAGUACAACCGGAAAAAUAUUGACUUAUAUUUUUAUUUUAUUAUGUCUGAUUGUUUAAAACCUUUUUAGUAUUGUAUUAUUUAAUGUUUCCCUCUCGUCAUGCAUCAGAUAAUAUCAUUCAAUAAAUUAUUUUUAUAUAAA